GCGAUGCUGCGGGAGAAGAAGAGCUUCGCCAUCAGCAUUCACCUUGCUACGACCCUCCCCUUACCUUCAGAGAGGGAUCACCUUCGGCCCAGGAUAGAUCUGAUUGCAUUCAUGAUUGAUAUCAAGAGCAAACACAGCUUGAAGAAUGUGGAAGCUUCCCUAGCUUAUGUGGAUGCCAGGUUCUUCCUGGGGAAAGUUUGCUUCCUUGUCACUGGGGUUGGCAGGAUGAAUUACUGCAGUGUGGAGAUGAGUGCUGUCUGGAAGCUGGGAGAAGACUACUGCAGCCCUGUGUUCUUCUGUGAGCUGGAGUUGGAAGGGAUACGAGCUGCCACUGCUCAGAGGCUUCUCCGGAUGCUACAGGUCUGUGCUGGUCACAUCCCAGGAGUUUCUGCCUUGUCUUUUAGCUCGCUGCUUAAGAAUGAUGAUGAUGAUGAUGAUGACUAG
This is a messenger RNA of Merops nubicus (carmine bee-eater), 444 nucleotides long. It is a transcript of the gene CENPM, whose product is annotated as centromere protein M. The record is from RefSeq and is a predicted model, not a curated record. The transcript has 5 exons. The coding region runs from base 4 to 444 and encodes 146 amino acids. NCBI's taxonomy places the organism in Eukaryota, Metazoa, Chordata, Aves, Coraciiformes, Meropidae.